Polyodon spathula (Mississippi paddlefish) is the source of this 1227-nucleotide messenger RNA. RefSeq names its product coiled-coil-helix-coiled-coil-helix domain-containing protein 10, mitochondrial-like. Lineage: Eukaryota; Metazoa; Chordata; Actinopteri; Acipenseriformes; Polyodontidae. The transcript is spliced from 4 exons. The coding region runs from base 351 to 758 and encodes 135 amino acids. Gene Ontology annotation, cellular component: mitochondrion; nucleus. The record is from RefSeq and is a predicted model, not a curated record. Gene Ontology annotation, biological process: mitochondrion organization.
GAAUAUCUGGAAACUUCUCGAAAUUAUUUCAACCGCUAUUAGAAGAAAUCCAGUCAUUUUACAUAUUAACGUCGCCACAGAGUCCCAGUCUGUAUUAUUGCAUUUGCGUCAGACGAUAUACAAAACUGAAAUAUAUUUAAAUAAAACAGAACCAUCGGGAAAGUCGGCUAAGAUUACUCAUGUAACAUUCAAAAAGACUUACGCGCCUGCGCGAAGAAGGUUCGUUGACAAGGUCGUUCACGUGUGACUUUAGGUUAAGCCAUUUAAUGUACAGAGAGACAGCGUACAAUAUUCAUACUUAUUAAUAUUAUAAACAAAACAAAAAAGCUCUCCGAUAUCUGAAUAUCAAGAUGCACAGAAGAAGCCGUAGUAGACCUUCUCCUGCUGCAAGCCCCCCUGCACAUGCUCCCCCCUCGAUGGCAGCUCCAGCCCCUGCUCAGCCGCAGCAGCCCGGGCUCAUGGCACAAAUGGCCACGACAGCGGCGGGUGUGGCAGUGGGGUCAGCUGUGGGGCACGUCGUGGGCAGUGCACUCACUGGGGCAUUCGGCGGAGGCAGCAGCUCCGAGCCUGCAAAGCCAGCCAGCACGCCCCAGGAGCCAGUGAGACAGCCUGCCUACCGGCAGCCGGGCCCCUGUCACUUCGAGGUGAAACAGUUCUUAGACUGCGCCACCAACCAGGAUGAUCUGUACCUGUGUGAGGGGUUCAGCGAGGUGCUCAAACAGUGCAAGCUCUCUCAUGGAGUCUCAUCGCUGGUUUAACGUGAAGUGCUGUACAGAUGAAAUGGAAGGAAACACAUAUCACAAGCAACGGACAACUAGAAAACUGGACCGGAAUGUAGCCAUAGAGGACAAAAAAUGCCAAAAUUGGCAUCAUUAUAAAGUAUAGCAGCUAGAAUGGUACAACAGUACGCAUGCAAGCAAUGUGAAAUAUAUUCAGAACUAUAGCUUUCAACACCAAAAGAAAAAAAAAAACUACAUUGAAGAAACAAAUAAUCGCAUCUUACAAAUCAUUGCCAAUGUUAUACUUCAGAGUUGGAGCAUAAAGUUCACAUUUCAAGGUAUUUGACUGCAGGGAAAUCUAGACUGUCAUCACCUCUAUAAAAAGACACACCUUGAGCAUGUUAGUUGGGUUUACAGUGUUGUCAGGCAAUGGCCUGGUUGAAGCAAAAGCUCAUAACAACAAUGUCCUUAUUCUAUUAAAUCAUGUUCAAUAAAAUACUAAAAAAUA